AUCCGCCGCGUCUGCGCGCCCAGCGUCGUCCGCCACCCUUCUCCUGUGUCCGCCAGGAGCGGAUCUCGGUUGGUACUCGCCCUGCGCCGUCCGCCAGGAGCGGAUCUCGCCACAUCUGCGCUGUCCGCCUGCGCCCUGCAUCGUCACCGUCGUCUGGGACAAGAUCGGAUCUCGGUGAUCUGCGCCCUCGCCACAUCUGCGUUGUCCGCCUGCGCCCUGCAUCGUCACCGCCGUUUGGGACAAGGGCCGUGGAUCCUUGAGGGCAGGGCUGCAGAUCUGCGUCGUCGCUGUCGUCGCUGCUUCUGCGCAGGUGGCUGCCAUUGCGGGCAGAGUCGCUGUGGUCUUGAUUAUCUGCAUCACGGCGACAUCCGCUGUCCAUCUCGGCUUCCGCGCCCAGGAACUUCGUCAACUCGUCCAAGUCGGGCUGUUGUCGGCUGCGGCUCCUCUGGUUUGUUUGGUUUCACUGAUUUCCAUUGAAUUCAAUAUGGCGACAAAUGCUAUUGUGGUCAAUAUCACUCUCGAUGGUCAAAAUUAUCCGGAGUGGGCUUUCUGUGUUGAGACUGCACUCCGGGGACAUGGAUUACUCUUCCAUUUGACUGAUGCGGCACCUGUUCUUGCUGAUGAUCGUCACAAUGCUGCUGAUAUCAAAACAUGGCAACUUAAUGAUGGUAAAGUGAUGGCUGCUAUGGUGAACAGCGUCAAACCGUCUAUGAUUAUGAGUUUGUCUAAAUUUAAAACUGCUAAAGCCAUCUGGUCUCAUUUGAAGGAGCGUUUUUUUCAGGACAGUGGUGCUCUAUUACACACCCUCAUGCAGCAGACACAUGUUAUUGAGCAAAAUGAUAUGAGUAUUGAUGAGUACUACUCAGCCUUUGAUCGCCUGAUGAGUGCUUUGACAUCCAUGGUGCCUGCUUGUACUGUUGAUCCAUGUCCAGCUCAUAAGUUUAUUGAGAAGUUCUUCACUUACAGAUUUGUUAUGGGUGUUCGGACCGAGUUUGAUUCUCUUCGUGCUCGUUUACUUCAGGGUUCUGACACUCUCACAAUGGCUAAGGCGUUGUCUGAUUUACUCGCUGAAGAGACUCGUCUUAAUUCUCUUUCCUCUACUGGUGGUAAUCCUCACAGUGUGUUGGCUGCUGCCCAGAAACCUAAGAAUAUUUUUAAGCCUUGUGAUCAUUGUGGCAAGACCAAUCAUCGAUCUGAGCUUUGCUUUGUCAAGUUUCCUGAGAAGUUGACUGAUUUCCGUGCACGACGUGCUGCUCGUGGUCGUGGUCCAGGACCAUCUACUAGAGGCUCAGUUGUUGUUGCUGCCACUUCGUCCGCUUGUACUUCAGAGUCGGCCUGGGUACUUGAUUCAGGAGCCUCCUUUCAUGUCACAUCUGAUCAGUCAAAGUUGGCUUCUACUACACCUGUCAUAGAUGGUGCUUCAGUGCAGACAGCUGAUGGACCUUCGCACAGGGGAAGUGAUUGGGACUGGCCGUCGCCGUAGAGCUGCUCCUCGCCUCUACAUCUUGGACUCUUUGCGGCUUCCUUCCUUGGCUACAUCUCUAGCGCAUGUGCUUUCAGCUACCCUUGCUUCUGUUGCGUCUUUUGCCCAGUGGCAUCAUCGUCUAGGUCAUUUGUGUGGCUCUAGAUUGUCUACUCUAAUAAAGUCAGGUUGCUUAGGUCAUACUUCGGUUGAGUCUGAUUUUCAUUGUAAGGGUUGUCAUCUUGGAAAACAAAUACAACUUCCAUAUUUUACUAGUGACUCUCAUUUUGUUGAACCCUUUGAUUUGGUUCACUCUGAUAUUUGGGGUCCUGCACCUUUUGUGUCAAAAGGUGGAUAUAAAUACUAUGUCAUUUUUAUUGAUGAUCA
Molecule: messenger RNA, 1849 nt
Organism: Zea mays
Lineage: Eukaryota; Viridiplantae; Streptophyta; Magnoliopsida; Poales; Poaceae
Exons: 2
Coding region: 485-1483 (332 amino acids)
Source: RefSeq, a predicted model, not a curated record